This is a messenger RNA of Thalassophryne amazonica, 2145 nucleotides long. Its product is annotated as calcium-dependent protein kinase 2-like. The record is from RefSeq and is a predicted model, not a curated record. Gene Ontology annotation, cellular component: cytoplasm. Gene Ontology annotation, molecular function: protein serine/threonine kinase activity; ATP binding. The coding region runs from base 1 to 2145 and encodes 714 amino acids. The transcript is spliced from 19 exons. Gene Ontology annotation, biological process: negative regulation of apoptotic process; regulation of mitotic cell cycle; intracellular signal transduction. Lineage: Eukaryota; Metazoa; Chordata; Actinopteri; Batrachoidiformes; Batrachoididae.
AUGGCCAGUCCAGAGUUACCUCAGUAUAAGCUGCAAGCCGUUUCGGCGUCUGAACGCUCAGCUGGAGACGCAUUUAAGGUCACGGUGCAGCAGUCAGCUACUGUAAGAAGAAAGCAAAGCCACAGAAAAAAGAGUGUGUUUGUACAAAGCGAGUCCCAGGUUCCUCCAGUGCCGGUAAAGAUCCCAGUCUGUGAGCUGAGAGGAAUGGAAUUUGUCCUCAAACUGGUGGCAAAAACUCUCCAACUUCAUAGUGGAGUGAAGAGACUUCACACACUCACUGGAACUCCCGUUGUACAUCCAGCGGAUCUGAAGAGCGGCGAGUGUUAUGUUGCUGUUUGCAGCAGGGAGUUUAAACGUGAACCAUACGCCAAGCACUGGAAAACACCCUGCAAGGAGGAAUGUGUGCAUCCUCAUGGAGAUGUCCUGGUUCCUCCGGUGCACAUCAAGAUCCCCAAAUAUGUAAUGAAACGGCUGGAUGACGUAAUCACCAUGGUGGCGAGCAAACUGCAUCUUCGUGCUGGAGUGAGCAGACUUUACACUGUGGAUGGUCGUCCCAUUGAAGAUCCAAAGGACCUCAAGAGCCACAAACAUUAUGUUGCUGUGGGCAGGGGAGGAUUUAAACCCACCCCAUACCGCCCAGAAGAACCAGCAACCUGCAAGAAGAAAAGCAACGAAAGUGAAGCCGCCUCGCCUGCUUUUAGAACAACGCCUCAUGCACAAGACGUGAGUGAAGAUGAGCGAGAUGUGAAGAUUGCAGACGAGGGAGAGCUGAAAAAGAUUGACAUUCAGGAGGAACCCAAACAAAUAAUAAGAAGGAACACUUUCGUAGUUCCCCUCUCAGCAGUGGAGGAGACUGAACCUGAAACCAGCACCAACUCCAGUCAUGACAAAAGUGAGACACAGGAAGAUUCCCCUGAAGAACACACGCCCACCGAGAUCAGAAAACCAGAGAACAUCACAGCUAAACUCAUCACCAUCGUCAGGCAGGACAUAAGGGAGAAACAGCAAGAUUCCCCUGAAAAAGACAUGCCCACAAAGAUCAGAAAACCAGAGAUGAUUGGAGUUGAACCCAUCACCAUCUGCAGGCAGGACAUAAGGGAGAAAAAGCAAGAUUCCCCUGAAAAAGACACGCCCACCAAGAUCAGAAAACCAGAAAUGAUUGGAGUAGAACCCAUCACUAUCUCCAGGCAGGACAGACAGGAGAAACCAGAAGUUUACACUGAAAAAGACACGCCCAUUGAGAUCAGUAAACCAGACAAGAAGGUGGUUGAGCACUUCACUAUCUAUAGGCAGGACAGACGGGAGAAACCAGACGUUUACACUGAAAAAGAAACACCCAUCGAGAUCAGAAAACCAGUGGAGUACAGCGAGGUGAAGCUGCUCGGUAAAGGAGGAUACGGCUGCGUCUACGCCGGCUACUCAAAAGACAGGAAGGUCGCCACCAAACACAUCCCUUUGUCAUAUGUACAGUGGCUGAAAACGAAAAAGGACGGCAAAAAAGUACGUAUUCCCCUGGAGGCAGCCCUCAUGAUCAUGGCUGGAAGUGGACAUCGUCCUGCUGGGAGCGCUGCUGCCAUCUCCCUGCUGGACUGGUACGUCAAAGACGAUGAGCUGAUCUUGAUUAUGGAGAGACCAUCUCCCUGCUGUGACCUCGCUGACUAUGUUUCCAAGAAGAAAGGCCUUCUGAUGGAGAACGAGGCCAAAUGCAUCAUGCGCCAGUUGGUCCGUGGAGCUGCAGACCUUCAUGCAAAGGGUAUCUUUCAUCGGGACAUCAAGGAAGAAAAUACCCUGAUUGAGAUGACAAAGGGUUUCCCGCGAGUGAGGAUUAUCGACUUUGGAUGUGGCACAUUGGCAAAGACGGACUAUUACAGAGCUUUCAAAGGUACGCUCCUGACUGGCCCUCCAGAAUGUUUCCUCAAGCAGCGAUACAGGGCUGUUCCUUGCACCGUGUGGCAGCUGGGUGUGGUGCUGUACAGCCUCCUGGGAUCUGAACCAUUCACCACCGAAAAGUUCCUUCUGCAAAAACUGAACAUGGAACUGAAAGCAUCUCAAAACUGCCAGAAUUUCUUGGACAAAUGUCUGCGCAGAUGUCCGGAGGAGCGACCUGACUUUAAGCAGCUGAUGAUUCACCCCUGGCUCCAGUGA